AUGCUACUAAAAGGUCAAAGACUUGCCGUGAAGAAGUGCAACGAAUAUCGUAAGGUUAUUACCACGACACACAAAAUCAUACCUCUGCUCAUCAAUCCAAUCGCACACGAAAUAAAUGUAUACAACUGUACGAACGAAUUGAAGCUGAUCGUGGGCGGCCAGCAGGCAAGGUACGGUGAAUUUCCUCAUCAAGCACUGUUGGGCUACCCAAAGCAAAGCGACCCAUCUGAUGUUGAGUUCCUGUGCGGUGGAACAUUGAUCAGUGAGCAGCAUGUCCUCACGGCAGCUCAUUGCUUUUCCGAUCACGAUCCGACGGUAGUACGGCUCGGCGAGUAUGACACUACGUCAAAGUCAUACGAUGAGCUCCAGCUUAAGAUCGAUCGCAUUCGUCGACAUCCGAAAUAUCCACGCACCCAACCGUACGAUGAUGUAGCUAUUGUGCGUCUUGAACGGCCAGUCCAGUUAAGCAAACACAUACGUCCAGCCUGUCUGUGGGAUUCGAAGCAGCGACCAACAUCGAAGUUCGUUGCGUCCGGGUUUGGACGGCGCGACUUCUUCGACACGGAACUGUCACCAACGCUGAUGAAGGUACAGCUGGAUGAAUUUCCGAGAGACGAUUGCUCGCGAUACUUUCGGCGUUUGCGCCACGGAUUGCGACCAGGUCAGCUGUGUGUCGGUAGCGCCACCUCGAAGAAGGACACCUGUCAGGGAGAUUCCGGUGGUCCGUUGCAGCUGCUGACGAAUGGUACGACCUGUACGUAUUAUAUCGUAGGCAUUACAUCGCUUGGAGUACGACAUCGCUUGUAUGCGAAGUCGUACGGGAUCUAUACGGAAGUGGCACAUUAUCUCGAUUGGAUAGAAGCAAACGUGUGGGGUGCGAAUGCGCUCUAG
Molecule: messenger RNA, 891 nt
Organism: Anopheles maculipalpis
Lineage: Eukaryota; Metazoa; Arthropoda; Insecta; Diptera; Culicidae
Product: serine protease snake-like
Exons: 2
Coding region: 1-891 (296 amino acids)
Biological process (GO): proteolysis
Molecular function (GO): serine-type endopeptidase activity
Source: RefSeq, a predicted model, not a curated record